AAAAUACUAAGAAGCUCUGUUGUUAUAUUAUACAUGUGCGAAUACAUGUCAGAAAAGUAAAUGGAACUUGAUGUUUGAGAUAUUUAUCGUGUGCAAGACUUUAAUGUGUAAAACAAACGUGAAACAAAUAUGGGAAAAUUAAACGUCACAAUUUUACGAUAUUUAUCACGGGAUGAUUUCCGUGUUUUAACAGCUAUCGAGAUGGGAAUGAAGAAUCAUGAACUUGUUCCUGCAUCAUUAGCUGCUCAGAUAGCAAAUUUACGUUAUGGAGGUGUUCAUAAGUUAAUGAAGGAACUGUGCAAGCAUAGACUUCUCAGCUAUGAACGUGGGAAACAUUAUGAUGGUUAUCGAUUGACAAAUGCUGGUUAUGAUUAUUUAGCUUUAAAGGUCUUGGCUCAGAGAGGUACCUUGUCCUCAUUUGGUAAUCAAAUAGGUGUGGGAAAAGAAUCUAACAUUUAUGUAGUUGCUGAUGAACAAGGAAAUCCAGUUUGCUUAAAGCUACACAGGUUAGGAAGAACAUGUUUCAGAAACAUUAAAGGUAAAAGAGACUAUCAUGGGCAUAGGAAGUCUGCAUCAUGGUUAUAUUUAUCAAGAAUAUCUGCUACAAGAGAGUUUGCUUAUAUGAAAGCACUUUUCGAUAGAGGAUUUCCAGUGCCAAAGCCAAUUGAUCUUAACAGACAUUGUGUUGUUAUGGAGCUGGUUGAAGGUGGACCUCUGUGCGGCGUAUACGAAGUGGAAAACGUUGAAUCACUUUAUGAUGAGUUAAUGAAUUUAAUUGUAAAACUCGGAAAUCAUGGAGUCAUCCACGGCGAUUUCAACGAAUUUAAUAUCAUGAUGACAAAUAGCGGGAAAGUAAUUUUAAUCGACUUUCCGCAGAUGAUUUCCACUGAGCACGUCGACGCUAAAAUGUAUUUCGACAGAGAUGUGAAUUGCAUUCGCGAUUUCUUCAAAAGACGUUUCGCUUAUGAAAGCGAGUUAUAUCCAACAUUUCAAGAUAUUUCGAGGGAGGAUUGCAUUGAUGCAGAAAUUAAGGCCAGUGGUCUGACUAAACAGAUGGAAAAGGAUCUUUUAAGGGAAAUGGGUAUUGACGAAUCUGAAGAUGUGGAAGACAAUCAGCUAGCAGAGGAAACCGAAGAAGAGAAAACUGUAGAUGAAAAGGAAAUUGGUUACCUACAACAUCAACUCGAAAUCUCCAUGAAAAAUGAAUUUUCGUGUACAUCCAGGCCAAUUAUAGCGGCAUCAGAGACAAAUAAAGCUGAAGAUUCGGAAAGUUUGGAGAAUCAAAUCGUAGAAGAAGGUGUUAGAAACAUCGAUAUAAAUAAGUCAUCGGAAAGCACAGAGAACUCAAAGUUGUGCAAUUUAAAUGUCAAACAUAACCUAGAAUCAGUAAAAUCACAAACGUUCAAUUCGGAAGACGAGUACGAAGAAAGUAGUAAAUUCAGCGAUUCAAGAAGUAUGUACAGUAAUACCACGACCGCUACAAUCGCUCCAGAAGUUAUUAAACAAAGGGUAAAAGUAACUUUACAAAGACGCGAUAAGAAAGAUCAAUCAAAAAGAACUCUUGUGAAAGGUGAAGCAAACGCGGUUACCAGAGUUAGAAGAGAGAACAGGGAUACGAUUAAGCAAUCGACGGGAAUAUGGGGGUGGGAAUGAAAUAUUUGUUACUCGUAAAUUAUUUAUAAUAUGCGAACGAUUGGUACAAACGGUAAUAAACCUUUAUCCGUUGACGCGUUUGAUUGUUUCUUUUCCUACCUCUGUGCAUAUAUACAAAUGUUUCGCAACUCUUUUGAUAUGUAUAGAAAUACAGUUAGUUCUCGACUUAUACGGCUAGUUCGUUCUGGAACUUCUCGUGUAUGUGGACAGUGUCAACCCACCACCGAAACAUUUAUCUUCAUCGUGGCGAGGAGGUGAAAUUUGAGAAACGCUGGCCUACGGUAUAGAUCGACGAGGAGAAGCGUCAUUUGUCGAUCGACGAAAGAAGGAAAGGUUUCCAUGGGUUAUGGGUGAUAAGGCAGCUCGUCGUGGUGAUAGCGAGAACUAACCGUUCUCGGCGGGUGUUCAUAUAUAGACGGCGCGCGUUCUCCUUCUUUAGUUUCGAGUCGGGUCCCAGUGUUCUUUCGGGAAAUAUUUCGUUUCCUUCCAUUUGUUCGAACGCAACCGUCGCCUACGAUCAUGGCCAAGGACAAUCUCACCGCUAUUCUUUACGGCAUCAAUGACAUUCGUUUGG
Molecule: messenger RNA, 2227 nt
Organism: Hylaeus volcanicus
Lineage: Eukaryota; Metazoa; Arthropoda; Insecta; Hymenoptera; Colletidae
Gene: RIOK2
Exons: 6
Coding region: 130-1653 (507 amino acids)
Biological process (GO): protein phosphorylation; maturation of SSU-rRNA
Cellular component (GO): preribosome, small subunit precursor; nucleus; cytosol
Molecular function (GO): ATP binding; protein serine/threonine kinase activity
Source: RefSeq, a predicted model, not a curated record